Molecule: messenger RNA, 648 nt
Organism: Hypoxylon trugodes
Lineage: Eukaryota; Fungi; Ascomycota; Sordariomycetes; Xylariales; Hypoxylaceae
Exons: 3
Coding region: 168-515 (115 amino acids)
Source: RefSeq, a predicted model, not a curated record
CUAGCUUCUCUAUCUCGAUUUUUGUUCGCUAAAACUUAUUUGAUGCGCCUCACAGAGGUAAAGUGAAUAACUUUGCGCGCGACUCAAAAGUACACCAUCAACCAACAUACAAAGGCUUGCGCUUGGGAUUGAACGGAUACAGUCGUGUUGCGGCGAGUCCUACCAUCAUGUCGACCAGCGCCGUCACCGUCGAAAAGAAACAAGAACCCCAAGGCUUGCGCAAAAAUGGCAAGCAAUGGCAUGUCCCAAAGAAGGCAUUCCGGCCAGGUUCUGGUUUGACUUCAUACGAGAAGCGAACAAAAAUGCGCACGGCGACGGCCGCGACUAAAGCGAGGGAGAAGGAGAUGAAGGAUGAGAAAGAAGCGGAGAGACAGCAACGAGUACAAGCCAUUAAGGAGAAACGGGCAGCUAAGGAAGAAAAGGAGAGAUAUGAGAAAAUGGCCGAAAAAAUGCAUAAGAAACGAGUCGAGCGUCUAAAGAGAAAGGAAAAGCGCAACAAGCUCCUCAAUUCAUGAGCCAUGCCACCUGGGAUAUCUUACGAAAUAAUCGCUUAGAUCAAUAAGCAUCCACUCGAGUACGAAAGCCUUACGUGCGGGAAGAGGACAGCCCACGCCAAUAUAUCCUACCAGCACAGCGAUUAGGCGGAGA